AUGCUCGGAAGCGAGCCGGAUCCUCGGCGCAUGCGUACAUUCUAAAAUACGAUUUGCACAACGGUCCAGCAUCAAAGAUGGCGGGAGCCUCCGACCCACUGGAGGACAUGCUCUUCAAUGAGGUGGACGAGAAGGCGGUGAGCGACCUGGUCGGUUCUCUGGAAUCUCAGCUAGGCGACCGAAAGCCUCCCGCGCCUCCGUUUUCCGCCGGGAAACGAGACGCGGCUCCGUCGGCCGCGGGCCACUUCUCAGGGAAAGUGCGCGGAGCGGAGUCCGCGGAGCAGCCGCAACAAGGACAUCCCGGAGCGGUGCUGACCCCGGAGCCCGCCGCAAGCGAGCCGCCGUCCGCCGCACCGCUGCCCUCGUCUACCUCCGCCGGGCCCGCGGGAGCCAGCCUGGCCGCGGUCGGACCGCCUCCGCCCGCCGGUUCUCCGGGACCGGGACCUCUCGGCGCUCCGGCCGCCGGCGCUAGCUUCCCCCGGGCUGCGGUCCCGGGUCCGAGCGCUGCGGAGGCGGUCAGGAGCUCUCCCCCCGGACUGCAGAGCGUGAACGGCGGUACCGGAGCCGCCAAGUUGGUGAGCUCUCCCGGUGUUCCUGCGACCGCCGGGGCCGGCCCCGCGACUUCACAGCCCGGCUUCCCCGUACCUCAGCCCUCCGGGGGCUCCCCCUCCGCGGUCCUGCAGAGGCUCCCCAGCCCGGCGGCCCAGAACGGGCUCGACCCGCAGGGCGGCCCGCCGGCAGCCCCCGCCGCCUCCGCCUCUCAGGUCGUGAACCACAGCAACCCUCUCAUGCACGCCAAGGUGCUCGUGCCCAGCCAGCCCGCCACCGGAAGCUCGGUCAUCCUGACCGGCACCCCCUCCCCGGUCCAGGCCCCCAUCAGCCACCCUCAGACCGGGACCAGCACGUCACCCUCCCCCGGGGCUAAACCCGCAGUCAACGGAGUGUCCCAGCCCACCGUGGCCGUGGUGAGGCCGCCCGGACCGGCCGUGGUGGCCACCUCCAUCCCGCAGCAGAGACCCGGGCUGGUGGCCGCCACCACCCGGGUCGCUACUUCGCAACCCUCGCUGGCUGUCCGGCCCCAGCAGCAGACCACCAUCCAGCUGCCCCAGGGCUUCACCAUGCCCCAAGGUAUGGUUCUGGUCCGGACUGAGACGGGUCAGCUGGUCAUGGUCCCCCAGCAGGUCCUCGCUCAGGCUCAGGCCAAGACGCAGCAGAGCCAGGCGGUGACGAGCAUCACGCAGAGACCCGCCACGCCGACGGCCGCCACCACCAUCCGGGUGAGCGCUGCCCCCACGGUAAGCUCCGCCCACACAAUGCAGGCACCGGGCACCCCUCAGACCGUCCGCCUGGCCACGCCCACUCAGACCAGAAUGAUUCAGCCUCCCUCCACGACCGCCACAGUGCAGAAGGCGCUCGCAGUGGCGCCCAGCAUCACACCGGUAUCGGUGAAGAUGGCGACCCCCCAGAAGGCGCCGACGGUGAUCACGACGGGGGGGACGCCUGUCGCCAAACCUGCCGGUGUGCCGUCCACCCCCAUGACCAGCACACCGGCGCCCGCAGCUUCGCCCGCCACCAGAGUCACCGUGGUGUCCCAGGAAAUGCAGGAAAACGUGAAGAAAUGCAAGAACUUCCUCGCCACCCUCAUCAAGCUGGCGUCCCACAACUCGCCCUCGCCGGAUACCUCGAAGAACGUGAAAGCCCUGGUGCAGGACCUGCUCGACGCCAAAAUCGAGCCCGAGGAGUUCACCACUCGGCUGCAGGCCGAGCUGAAGUCCUCGCCACAGCCCUACCUCAUCCCCUUCCUCAAGAAAAGCCUCCCCGCUCUGCGGCAGACGCUGCUCAGCAGCCAGCAGUCUCUGAUGACCGCACCCCCCGGCGCCGUGGUCACGCCUCCGGCCACCCCCGGCUCAGUCACCGCCACCACCAUCAGGCCGCGGCUGCCCGUCAGCCCGGCCGGCGGCACCGUCCGUCUGAACGCGCCCAUCGGCACGGCGGCUCUGCCUGUGUGCAGACCGGGAGUGCAGACCGUGCAGGCUCGGGCGCCGAUUGUCUUCAGACCUCAGGCUACGCUGCAGGUGAGAGGACCCACAACCAUCAUCAGCAAAAGCCCUGUGAACCUCGCAGCUCAGGCCAAUCAGAAGAAGCUGAGCGAUCCAGGGGGCGGGACGUUCAGAGAUGACGACGACAUCAACGAUGUGGCUUCGAUGGCUGGCGUCAAUCUCAAUGAGGAGAACGCCCGAAUCCUCGCCACCAGCUCGGAGCUCGUGGGCACAAAGAUCCGCUCGUGUAAAGACGAGUCCUUCCUGCCGAGCGGCCUGCUGCUCCGCCGCAUCCUGGACACAGCUAAGAAGUUUGGCGUCAGCGAGGUCCCGCCAGAAGUGGUGAACCUGGUUUCCCACGCCACGCAGUCCAGGCUGCGCACCCUGCUGGAGAAGGUUUCGGCCAUCGCACAGCACCGCACGGACGGCGGGAAGGAUGAAGAGCGCUGCGAGCAGACGUCGGACGUUCGCUCUCAGCUGCGUUUCUUCGAGCAGUUGGAGCGUUUGGAGAAACAGAGGAAAGACGAGCAGGAGAGAGAGAUGCUGCUGAAGGCCGCCAAGAUGCAGCAGCAGGAGCUUGCUCAGAUGCGACAGAGAGACGCCAACCUCACUGCGCUCGCCGCCAUCGGCCCGCGCAAGAAACGCAAGCUGGACUCACCGGGCGGAGCUGGCACAGAGCUGUGCAUCAUGGGGCGCCACUGCUCAGAGCCCCUGCAUGACCAGUUGAAUUCAUUACUGAACAACCUCCACCUUCAUCCACCUUCAUCCACCUUCAUCCACCCUGCUCAACAUGAUAAACAGGCGCAGAACUGA
Molecule: messenger RNA, 2852 nt
Organism: Neolamprologus brichardi
Lineage: Eukaryota; Metazoa; Chordata; Actinopteri; Cichliformes; Cichlidae
Source: RefSeq, a predicted model, not a curated record